Xiphophorus hellerii (green swordtail) is the source of this 1540-nucleotide messenger RNA. RefSeq names its product odorant receptor 131-2-like. The transcript has a single exon. Bases 102 to 1037 code for a protein of 311 amino acids. NCBI's taxonomy places the organism in Eukaryota, Metazoa, Chordata, Actinopteri, Cyprinodontiformes, Poeciliidae. The record is from RefSeq and is a predicted model, not a curated record. Gene Ontology annotation, biological process: detection of chemical stimulus involved in sensory perception of smell; G protein-coupled receptor signaling pathway. Gene Ontology annotation, molecular function: odorant binding; olfactory receptor activity; G protein-coupled receptor activity. Gene Ontology annotation, cellular component: membrane.
UCGAGCUUUACUAGAUUGUCUUCUGUGUUCUUUCAUUGUGUUCAUGCCAACUGAAUGUAUGUGUUUUUCACUGACACUAACUAUUUGUUCACAGCAGCAAAAUGCAGAAUCUGUCUGUGCUUUCUAUCAACGCAUCUUCCCCAAAAAGCUUCUCUGUGAUCAUCAAGGUGUGUGUGGUAAUCCCGUUUUUCUGCGUCUUCCUGUGCAUCAUCGCUGUCAUGCUGCAGAUUUUUGUCUCUCAUAAACAGUUUUUGGACACUUCCCGUUACAUCCUGUUUGCACACAUGCUGAUCAACGACACCCUACAGAUCCUGUCCUCUGUGCUGCUCUUCCUCUGUGUGAUGGGUCAGGUCAAGUUACCUCUUCUGUUCUGUGUCCCUCUGCUCUUAGUGUGCACCUGUACCUUUCAGAAUACCACCUUUAUCCUGGCUGCCAUGUCACUGGAGCGUUAUGUUGCCAUUUUCUUCCCUCUGCAGCGCCCGGCCUCCUGGCGCUCAGACCGUAUCUGGAUCAUUACUUUGCCUCUGUGGAUCAUCAGCUUCAUAUUCGCCAUUAUUGAGCUUUUCAUUGGGAACCACAGUCCCACUGUAGAUGUCCUCUCUACCAGCACGCUUUGCAAACCUACAGUUAUCAACCAGUCUCCAAUCCAGGGAGUGUAUCGGUUUGCUGUGUAUGUACUUUCCUUUGCAGUGGUAAGUGUUAUCAUCCUCUUCACCUAUAUGAGGAUUGUGAUGGAAACCAGGAAGAUGCGGCAGGACAGAGCUUCAGUGAGCAAAGCCAUGCACACUGUGCUGCUGCACGGCUUCCAGCUGCUGCUGUGCUUGCUGGCUUUCACCCAGCCCAUCUCCGAAACUCUCAUUGGGCUCCACACAAACUGGCCGGCUGAGGAUGUCGCCUUUUUUAAUUUCUUCUGCUUCAUCCUGAUACCUCGCUUUCUCAGCCCGUUAAUUUAUGGCUUCAGGGACCAGAGUCUGAGAAAGCACAUUGGGAACAGAUUCCUCUGCUGCUCAAAGAGAGACAAAACCUUUUUCAAAUAGUGACUCAAAUAUAAGCUGACAGUUUGAAAAUAAAUUGUUUUAGUUCACACAGAUCUAAUCAGAAGUUAGACAGCUGUUAACUAAGUCUGUUUUAAAACAACAGUCAAAUGACAAUAAAAACAUAAAAUGUUGUUGUUAAUUAUGCAUGAUUUCAUGUGACUCAAAGAUGUUUUUGUUUUACAGGGGCCACAUUCUUGACUGCACUUAGACUUGGGUGGGUUGUGUGUAAUAAACAUUGUUUAUUUGAUAGUGAGAUCAUGAAAGCAACAAAGAUGCACAACCAUUAUAGAAAAUAUUAUCUAAUAGCUUUCAAGCCAAAAAAUAACAUUUCUGAACAGCUUUUUUAACCAGCUUUUGCAAAUUUUACACACUUGUGUGAGCUACUGCUAACAUUUAAUAAGUAAAACUUUAUGCAAACUUGUUAUUGAGAUGUUUACUCCAUGGAUUUUGUAACUUUUAAGUCAAUUGAUGAUGUUAAAGGAAACAAAGAAAAAUAAAAUAGA